This is a messenger RNA of Musa acuminata AAA Group (dessert banana), 5112 nucleotides long. RefSeq names its product GDP-fucose transporter 1. The record is from RefSeq and is a predicted model, not a curated record. The transcript is spliced from 2 exons. The coding region runs from base 236 to 1288 and encodes 350 amino acids. Gene Ontology annotation, molecular function: GDP-fucose transmembrane transporter activity; antiporter activity. Lineage: Eukaryota; Viridiplantae; Streptophyta; Magnoliopsida; Zingiberales; Musaceae. Gene Ontology annotation, cellular component: Golgi apparatus.
GUCAAUCUUUACAUUGACCUCGCUUUCUUCUUCUUCUCCAUCUCGUCUAGGUUUUCGAUUUGCUUUCUCUUGGUUCGUGCUCAUCUACGUCGUGGUUUUGGAUCGAGCCUUUCUUCCUGUUCUUGCAGUUCUUGGCCGGCAAUCCCGCCAAAUCUAGUCGCCUGGAGUCGUUCCGUCUUUCCCCUGGAGCCAAACCUCUUUUUAUUGUCGAGUCCGAGCAGCGGACCGCACAGUCAUGGACGGCUUCAAACUCGAUGCUCCGCGGCAAUACUUUGCCACAAGCAGCCUUGUCGUUGGCUAUGCCCUCUGUUCCAGCUUGCUCUCUGUUAUCAACAAGUUUGCUAUCACAAUGUUCGAUUACCCUGGCCUCUUGACGGCAUUGCAGUACCUGACCUCCGCGGUUGGCGUUUGGGUUCUUGGGAAGCUGGGCUUUCUCUAUCAUGACCCUUUCGUCUUUGAGACGGCCAAGAAGUUUCUGCCCGCAGCUACCGUCUUUUACCUGGCCAUUUUCACAAACACCAAUCUCUUACGCCACGCUAACGUUGAUACGUUCAUAGUGUUUCGCUCCCUGACGCCUCUUCUGGUUGCCAUCGCGGAUACCAUCUUCAGAAAUCAGCCAUGCCCUUCAAGGCUCACGUUCUUUUCGCUUGUGGUUAUUCUCGGGGGCGCAGUUUGCUACGUGCUGACCGACUCAGCGUUCAAUCUCACUGCGUACUCAUGGGCGAUUGCUUAUUUGGUGACUAUUACUACCGAGAUGGUUUACAUAAAGCACAUGGUGACAAACCUAGGGCUGAACACAUGGGGUUUUGUGUUCUACAAUAAUCUUCUGUCCUUAAUGAUGGCACCGGUGUUCUGGUUUGUCACUGGGGAGUAUGCAGAUGUCUUCACGGCUUAUGGAUCAAGUUCUGGGAUUUGGUUCAAUAUCAUGGCUUUUGUCGCAGUAGCUUUGUCUUGUGUUUUCGGAUUUCUCAUCAGUUUCUUUGGAUUUGCGGCAAGGAAAGCAAUCUCUGCUACUGCAUUUACGGUAACAGGGGUUGCCAACAAGUUUCUCACGGUGGCGAUCAAUGUAUUGAUCUGGGAUAAGCAUGCAAGCAAAAUUGGUUUGAUUUGCUUGCUUUUAACACUUGUGGGGGGAGUUCUUUAUCAGCAGUCAGUCACUAGCAAUGGGAACCUCUCACAACAGCAUGGCUCUACAAUUUCUAAGAAGGCAAAUGGUGUGGUACGUAAUGUUGAUUCUGAAGAUGAAAGACAUGACAAGCGCCUAUCUGGGAGGGAUUCAACUGUAUGAUAUCAGUGUAAGAGAAUAUUCUUCUCAUUAUAGAGGCAAAUUUGUGCUACAGAAAGCUUGGUUAUCCUAAUAUAUGUAUGUACAUGUAAACCUUUUGCUAGGAUGUUAUAUUGAAUAGUUAUGCUAAUCUUAGCUUUCAUGGGAUAAACCAGCUCGUUAUGCUGUAUGGGUUAAUUGCAUAAUCAUCCGAAACUUCAGCCGAACCUUACUUAACGUGUUUCCUUUCUGGAACAUAUUCUGAAGUUUUAUAGAACAGCCCUUAUGCAAUAAGUAUUAAGCAGUUUGAUAUCAACUACAGGUUUUCUCUUUGUUUAAGAUGCUUUGGUAUGUAAACCAUAUUUUAGAUUCUUGAAGACCAUAUGAUCCGAGGUAUCAGGAAUUUGCACUACCAGGACGAAAUCCAUACUUCUGCUUCAUGUAAGUGGUAAAUCAAUAUUUAGUAGUUUUUAAAAUUUGUCAUGUCUAAGCUAACAAACUGCUGGAUUAGUUCUGAAAAUAUAUCUGUUCUCCAAUGCACAAAACAACCCAGAUCUAACAGAAGUCCAUAUUAUCUCUAGUUUUCUAUCUGUGGCGGUGCAAAGUGGUAAAAAGAAGCAAAUAGAAAUCCAAGGUGCUUACAUGUUUAGAUGUUUUUAUGUCAAACCAUAAACAAUCUUAUUUCUUUAAGAAUCAUGUUUCAUCUCCUUUGUAAUUCAUAUAGUUUAAUGUCAGGUAUCUUUUCUGAAAUCUACAUAUCCUAAAACCAGGAUGGAUUUCCGAGUUCAAUGCCACGCAGCAUUUCUUAGUAUUUAACUCUUGUGAUGUACAACAGCUAGCUUUUGUUCACUGGAAAAAAGGGGCCAGAAAUGAGUUCUAACUUCUAAUCUGAACACUAUUCUUCCUUUAAUGGGCCAACCUCAUCAGUGACCUUGCAAGGUGAACAUGAAACUAUGGUGGAGGCAUGCUUGGUAAGGUACUACUUGGAAAUAUACGAAUAAAUAUGUUAAUAUUAGCAGGAAUUAUUAUUUUCAGAUUGUAAUUAGAAAACACAUAAGGAUGACAAUGUUCUUGAAUUAAGAGAGUGGUCUAUGAAUAUAGAUAUAUGAUGACUUAAGAUAGACCCCCAAAAAGUAGUACUUAUUGUUUGGGGUAGGUGGUCCAUCGCAUUUCAUGUAUCAUGAUCCAAGCAAGAUUAGUUAGACAUUACAUGAUGGAAGAAUCAUUUACAAAAAUCAUAUUAAAGUGGUUUAACUAGGUCUGGCUAAUGUAUGAACUUUUGAACGAGUACCAAGUGCAUGAAAUUAUUUUUUAAGCAUUUGACAGUAUUUUAGUUUUGUUUUGCCUCUUGGCCAACAAUAUGAACAUCAUUCUUAAAUGAAGACUGGUUUGGAGAAAUAUAUUCUGAUACAUCUGUGAUGAGAACCUUUUAUGUGGUAGUUUUUUCAAAGUAAACAAAAGCUUGUGUUUUGUUGCUGCGUUUUAGUUGAUGUCUACGAUACUACGAUACUACAUUUUUUUCGUGGUACGAGGAAAUAACGCAGGGCAUUUUCAUUAGAUUUCUUUAUGAGAUUGAUCUAAUACCAACAACUUGUGGAUCCAUAUUCAGUGGAGGUCUCAUGCUUUGGUAAUACAAUUUAAAUAUCUGUUUCUGUGUUGCAACUUGUAAGUUUUCUCCUGUCAUGAAGACGAAAAACAAGAAUUUCAAAGAUAGUAGUCCAACUGCCUAAAAUUUUAUUUUCUUUUUCUUGAAGUAUUCGUCCAAGCAGUACCAGUUAUCACUCUAAUGUGGUGGAAGUGCUCCAAGUUAAACACUGAAGGAGCAUUCGAGUUUAUAACACAGAAGCUUCUUUUAGAGAGGAUGGAUUAUCAACUGCUAGACAUUGGCCUAUGAUUGAAUUCUGACCUGUAGGGCUGCAUGUUCAUGUAUGUGACUGGUGCAAAAUUAUUUUUGUUGGAAUUCAAGUAGCGACUACUAUCUGAUUUGGAAUCUAAAAUACCCAAUUAUGAUGAUUAAGAGUUUGGUGACGUCCUACAGCUUGUUGGACAUAAGAAUUGAGAUUACUAAGGAAGUGGAGAUAGCUAAUGCCUUAUUUUCUACAAGCGUUCAUAAGUCUUACAGCUGAGGAAAUAUCAGAUUAAACUGCUGACGCAAGUAGCUGUAAAGGAUAAGAAACCCAGGUGAGAAUUCAGAUCCUUUUCUGUAUCUGUUUCUCUUUAAUGUUUUCUUGGACUUAAAUCUUCCCCGUGUAGUAAAUUUUCUUAGAUACAUGUACCACCGAAAAGUCUAUGGAACAAUGAAAACAACAUUAGCACUAAUAAUUUUGAUCUCUGUUCAUCGUACACACUUCAUUUACAUGCUACUUAGACAAACUAAAAUAAACUUAUAUCUUGGUUUAUCAUGCAAUCAUUCUGUAUAGGUUGGUCUCAAAAUGUACUGCUACUUGUUUAUUGUAUUUGUGGAUGAAUUAUGCCAGAGAUUGCAGUUGAUUCCACUCAAAUCUGCUACCUCAACAAUACCACCAUUGUGUACCAAAUGCACCACAACAAAUGUACUCUCUCUUUCUCCCUUCCAGACGCGUGUGGCAUCAACCUACUGCAAUCCCACUCUCCUCACAAGUAGCACAAGAAUACAUGUCCUGCACUCCACAAUUUGCAAUGUCAUCAACACAAGGAACAUCAACAUCAUUCCCUGGAGUCUCACCAUACUUCCAGUUCCGAUGGCUUCUUGGUAGAGUAGGAACCUCCCAAAAGAUGUGUCGUCUCCGCCAUCAUUUCCCUGUACAAGCAUCCACUUCGUCUUCUCCCAUCUUUCCCUUCGAUAGAACCUUCACAAUCUCUCGUUGUCUCUUCGCUUCUCUUUGUUUAGAUUGGAGCUCCUCCCUCUCACGCAAAUAUGGAGAGGGUUAUCGUCACAGAGGGCCUUCGUCCACUCCUUUCUAAUCCCCAAGCCCGGCUCUUCCACCCCGUCCACGCUAUCAGAAGCCGCCUAUCCGCCGCCGUCUGUCUCCCUUCCCUUGGCCUCGGAGCUCGACCCCCGACCUCCUCCUUCUACGGCUUCAGCUCCGAGAAUAAGAAGCCAUCGUUUCCGGGUUGGGGGACUGCCGAUGAGCACGAAAGGCGGCUCCUUCACCCACGGCUCUGCAGAAAACAGAGGAAAGCUCCGUUUUUUAGAGCUGGCGCGGCGAUCUCGGCUGGCGGAGACGGCGUUAUCGACGAUAAAGAGAACCCCAAGUUCUUAGGCGUCGAGUUAGUGACGCUUAAGAAGAUAAUUCCCCUCGGGAUGAUGUUCUUCUACAUUAUCUUCAACUACACGUUCCUGCGCGACACCAAGGACGUCCUGGUGGUGACGGCCAACGGGAGCGGCGCGGAGAUCAUACCCUUCCUGAAGACGUGGGUGAACCUGCCCAGGGCGGUGGGCUUCAUGCUGCUGUACACCAAGCUCGCCAACGUGCUGUCAAAGGAGGCUCUUUUCUACACGGUUAUCGUCCCUUUCAUUGCCUUCAGGUUCGUCUUGUAUCCCCUCAUCAGCGUCAUCCACCCCACAGCGCUCGCGGAUAAGCUUCCGGCGGCGCUCGGCCCGAGCUUCCUCGGCCCCGUUGCUAUCUUGAGGAGUUGGAGCUUCUGCCUUUUCUAUGCGAUGGCAGAGCUCUGGGGUAGAGUUGUCAAUUGGGUUCUCUUCUGGGAGUUUGCCAAUCAGGUAUGGAUUUGUCAUCGUCAGCAACAGCAAUAAUAAUUGCCGGCGUUCUUCAUUAGCCUUUCAUGAAUUUUAGUUCUUUUAUACUCUGUUCUGUGUAUAUGUUGCUUGCUUCGCUUGAUUCUAGAAAGGCAUCAGUAUCAAUUGGAUA